GUUUCCACCGGCGGAACCCGAUCUAGAACAGCCAGGUGAAUCUUCGUCCAAAUCCCCCUCCUAAACCACCUCCCGUCGUCCCGCUCAAACCCUAAUGCCGCUGUAAUGGCCACCGGCUCCAGUUCGCUGAUUUCCCACCUCGACCGCUCGCCGGACCCCGACCACUGCCCCCUCUCUGGGCGUGACAGACUGACGGUUCAGCCGCCGGCGUCGGCACGCGCCGAGUCCUCGCCUCGCCUCCCCGACAGGUGCGAAGCUAGCGUUGACACUGGACGCGCCGACGGAGGUUCCCAGCAGCAGAGUUGGCCAGGGCUACCAAGGGGUGUAGAAUUUAAUCCCAGCGAUGGUGAUCUUCUAUGGCAUUUAGCUGCAGAAGUUGGGAAUGGUCAGGCCGAGCGCCAUCCAUUUAUCAACAAGUUUAUUACGUCUGUUGUUGAUGAUAGAGGAUUUAGUUACACUCAUCCUCGAGAUAUACCUGGUGUUAGGCAGGAUGGACAUGCGUCAUACUUUUUCCAUAGAAGAUUUGAGUCAUACAGCAAUGAGGGUGAUGAAAAUAUUAUCUGGAAAAAAAUUGGAACCUCUAGAUCAAUCUUCUUGGAUGGAACACUGCAAGGUUGCAAGGAGGUGUUUGUCCUAUAUGCAGACAUGAUGAGUGAUAAAGGUUCUCAUCAAACUGAUUGGAGAUUACAUCAAUAUCAUAUCAGAAAUACAGUGAAGCAUGAGGAAGAGCUAGUGUUGUCUAAAAUAUUUUUUGAAUCACGAGACAGUCUGUGUGAAUUGGCUGAAGAAGCUCGUGUCGAGGCUGAAUUGGAUGUUUCCACGCCUGUUGAUUCAAGAGAGAAAUGUAUUACAUGUUCUAACCCCAGAGUCUAUAAUGAGACUGAUGAUCUUGAUCAUAUGUCUCUGAAAGAGCGCUACCGGAUCCUUCUAGCAGACAAAAGCACUUGCCCUGCUACAUUAUCAGCUAGGGAAUCUAGUAAAACUGCUUCCAAAAGAAAUCAAGAGGUAACAGCAUACAAAGAAGAUACAUGUAGCAUGUUGCAGGAAAUUUCCUCCGCACCUCCUAUUAUAGAGAGUAAUCCCAUGGAUGAUAGCAACAGCAGUAGGUUGCUUUGUGGAGAUGAUUCAGGUUUCUUGAGUAUUUCUGGCAUAUCAUCUUGUACCGGCCCAUCCAUAUGUGAAGUUGGAUGCUCUCAUGAUCCAGUGGAGGAAAAUCAGGUAGGUGGCACUGCAACUUGUGGGAGUGAAAGCAGUGAACUUAUUGUAAGAAAACAGGGGGCCCUUCUUGCUGAUGUUAAAUUGGAGCCUGCAUUUGAAGGGUAUGAAAUUGACCCUUCUAAAUCACCUCAAGAAAAUCCCGCUCAAGCUGAAGGCUCAGUACCAUCUUUAGGAGUAAAAGAUGAACUAAAUGAGUGUGAUUUACCUGGCUUAUGUGAGAAAAAAUUCAGUUCCCGAAAACGCAGAAAAAGGAAAACGACAAGUAAUUCAAAUGAAAAAAUGCUUGAAGAAGAUGCUUACACUAAUGAUGAGGGCAUUGCUUACUGUUCUCGUCGAAGGAGGAUGAAGAAAACAGCCACGGAUUCAAUUGAAAAGGCACUUGAUGAAGAUGCUCCAGGGCUUCUAGAGAUUCUUCUAACCAGAGGAAUAGCAGUUCAAGAAAUCAAACUUUAUGGUGCAGAAGAAGAUAAUGAAAUGAUUCCAGAUUCUUCAGAAAGUAGCUUUGAAGAUCUUGAAAAUGUCAUUGCAAAUAUAUUUCCUAAGAGAGCAUCUCUGUUGAAACUGUCAAUAGCUAGACAUGAAAAGGGGGAAAAGGCUAUCUACUGCUUAUCCUGUCUAAUUUCUCUUAUUGAGCAGUCGCGCUACCUUCAAUUCCGUGACUGCCCUGUGGAAUGGGGGUGGUGCAGGGAUCUGCAAUCCUUCAUUUUUGUAUUUAGAAGCCAUAAUAGGAUAGUCCUUGAACGUCCUGAAUAUGGUUAUGCAACAUAUUUCUUUGAGGUUGUGCAAUCGUUGUCAAUAGAAUGGCAGAUCCGUAGGUUGGUUAUUGCAAUGAAGCUUAGUGGCUGUGGAAGGACAGCUCUUAUUGAAAACAGGCCAUUACUGGUGCUUCAGGUUGGUGAAGAUUUAACAGAAGGCGAGGCACAUGUUUUGGAAGAAUAUGGCUGGAUAAGAAACACUGGUCUUGGGACAAUGGUCAACUAUCGUGAUCGUGUGGUCCAUGACAGGUGGACGGAGAAAAGUGUUAGCGAUUGGAGGGCGAAGAUAGGGAAGCUUCUAAUGACUGGUUAUGCUGAGGGCCAAUCAGUCACAGUUUACGGUCCGAAGAAAGUAGCAAACCUGUUGGAAGCUACUGGGGAUGCUGAAAUUGAUAUAAAGUUGGAGGAUCCUUUUUGAGACAUCUGUUGUAUAUAGGUACGAUAUGUACUUUGUAUUGUAGUAUGUAGAGCUGAAUGCAUCCAAAUAAACUUUCGGUUGUACAAAAGUGGACUUGCAACUUCACCAUAACUUACCUGACCUUGACUAUAGGCUAGUGAUGGGUAGCCAUGUUAUGUGUGCCUCUGUAGGUCUGAGCAAAACGAUGUUAAUGUAACUGUUGUUGCCAGAGCAGUUUAGUCCAGUUGAAUAUACUUUUUUUUUUGAACUCCAGUUGAAUAUACUUGGGCCAUAGUGAUAUGGAGCAAGCAGAGUAUUGUAAAAUUGAAUCUGAUGUACUUGUAUAUUUGUGAACUGAAUCCAUUCGAGAGUAAUUUUUUUCCCAGGGAAGUUAA
Messenger RNA from Panicum virgatum (switchgrass), 2765 nucleotides. RefSeq lists its product as uncharacterized. NCBI's taxonomy places the organism in Eukaryota, Viridiplantae, Streptophyta, Magnoliopsida, Poales, Poaceae. Gene Ontology annotation, molecular function: DNA binding. Bases 106 to 2391 code for a protein of 761 amino acids. The record is from RefSeq and is a predicted model, not a curated record. The transcript has 15 exons. Gene Ontology annotation, biological process: regulation of DNA-templated transcription.